AUGGAAUUUAGUCUCCGUUUAAACUCAUUGAAAAAGUUAUCCACUAUUGCACUUGCUCUUGGUGUGGAAAGAACCAGAAGUGAAUUAAUCCCUUUUCUUACUGAUACUAUCUAUGAUGAAGACGAGGUUCUACUAGCAUUGGCUGAACAACUGGCAGGUUUCACACCUCUGGUUGGUGGUCCUGAGCAUGUUCAUUGUUUGUUACCUCCACUGGAAAGUCUAGCAACAGUUGAAGAAACAGUCGUUCGAGAUAAAGCUGUUGAUUCGUUGAGACAAAUUGCAGCUGACCAUUCUGUGGAUGACCUGGAAAAUCAUUUUGUUCCAUUAGUUAAAAGAUUAGCACAAGGAGAUUGGUUUACAUCACGAACAUCUGCAUGUGGCUUGUUUGCUUGUUGUUAUGAGCGUGUUGGAAAUAAUACAAAAACAGAUCUCCGCACUGCGUUUAAAACUUUGUGUUGUGAUGAUACACCAAUGGUACGAAGAGCUGCAGCUGGGAAACUUGGUGAAUUCGCCAAGACUGUGGAAAUUGAAUAUGUUAAAUCAGACUUAAUACCAUCGUUUACGAAUCUCGCUAUUGAUGAUCAAGAUUCAGUUCGUUUAUUAGCUGUCGAAGCAUGUGUUUGUAUCGCAGAUAUCUUACCACCAGCUGAUAAAGAAACUUUUAUGAUGCCUACCUUACGCAACGCAGCUCAAGAUAAAUCAUGGCGAGUGCGUUAUAUGGUUGCAGAUAAAAUAGUGGACUUACAAAAGGCAGUAGGUCCAGAUAUAAGCAAACAGGACUUGGUACCAUCAUAUGCUGCCUUGCUGAAGGACUGUGAGGCAGAAGUAAAAACAGCAGCUGCACAUAAAGUAAAAGGUAUGCCUCACAUACAGGUUUGGACAUUCAAAUUGAAUCCAAUGAUCUUCUGAAGUUUUGAAGCUUCCCUUUUAUCAGUAAGUUAAGCACACCCUGCUAAUAUUUUCAGUCUUGAUCAUGAA
Messenger RNA from Hydractinia symbiolongicarpus, 978 nucleotides. RefSeq names its product serine/threonine-protein phosphatase 2A 65 kDa regulatory subunit A alpha isoform-like. Gene Ontology annotation, cellular component: cytoplasm; protein phosphatase type 2A complex. The record is from RefSeq and is a predicted model, not a curated record. Gene Ontology annotation, biological process: protein dephosphorylation. Lineage: Eukaryota; Metazoa; Cnidaria; Hydrozoa; Anthoathecata; Hydractiniidae. Gene Ontology annotation, molecular function: protein binding; protein phosphatase regulator activity. The coding region runs from base 1 to 909 and encodes 302 amino acids. The transcript is spliced from 6 exons.